Brassica napus (rape) is the source of this 1721-nucleotide messenger RNA. Its product is annotated as probable WRKY transcription factor 29. Lineage: Eukaryota; Viridiplantae; Streptophyta; Magnoliopsida; Brassicales; Brassicaceae. The coding region runs from base 802 to 1692 and encodes 296 amino acids. The record is from RefSeq and is a predicted model, not a curated record. Gene Ontology annotation, molecular function: transcription cis-regulatory region binding; DNA-binding transcription factor activity. Gene Ontology annotation, biological process: regulation of DNA-templated transcription. The transcript is spliced from 3 exons. Gene Ontology annotation, cellular component: nucleus.
UUUACGAAAAACAUAAAUCUAAAUAUAGUAAAUUUUACAUGUCACAAUUAGAUUUAUGCCAUGUCAUAUUUCUUUUAAGCCAUGUCAUCAUUUUUUUGUGAAAGUUAAUGUAGUGAUGACAUAUACACAAAUCAAAUCUUAAAUAUAGUCUAGGGGAUUAUACCCUCCAAAAUGAAAUUGAACGUUUUUUUAAAUAGAUUUUUUUUAUUAAAAGAAGCGUAUACUAUAUAGUAUAUACUCUUUUUUGGCUAAAAUUUGGUGCAGCUUAUACGAUAUACUUGCAGCACCAUUCUGUAUAAUAUUUAAAUAUCAUCCAGCUCCUCGUUAUGUGAACAUAAGGUAAGCUAGACUUACGUACCACAAUAAAUACACACAUAAUUUACAAGUUUGAAGCUAAUGACAGAAGUCACAGAACCUUUACUAUCAAAAGUGCUUGUAUUCGUCAUACAUAUGCAUGUAAUAUUUGAUAUAAAACAGAUAUGAAUUAUUCUGAAUUUUGGUCUAUAACCUCUAACAGAGAUUAUUUGUCGGAGAUGGAUAUUCGACAAGAUAACAACAAUUGUCUUUAAAAUAUUUAUGUUUAGGUACGAAUUGACUUUUUCAAAAUCUUAAUCAAUAAAUUUUAAAAGUUAAAUGACUAACGGGUUUACGUGGGAAAACGAAAAAACAAACAUACUACAAACAAUCUACUUGUAUAUAAACCGAUGUUGCCCAAAAGGCAUUUCUCGUCAAUACUUGUCAAAGAUAAAAGAGGAAACGAAAUCUGGAAGAGGGAGAGAUAUAUAUGGGUGAGGUGCUUCUAUGGAUGAAGGAGACCUGGAAGCAGUAGUUAGAGGCUACUCUAGCUGCUCUGAUGCAUUUUCCGGCAAAAGCUCCGGUGGAUUUUCACCUUCGUUUUGUCUUCCGGUUGAGACAGCUAGUUUAUACGAAGAGGAGAUGGAGACAACCGGUUUAGACGAACUCGGUGUACUCUACAAGCCCUUUUACACUAGCUCCACACAAACCCUCACGAACCCCGUCUCUGUUUCGGAAGAUUCAGGACGUUCCCGAGAUGGUAAGAAACAACGCACACAUGGUUGUCUUCUAGCUAACGGAUCAAGAGUUAAUCGCAUCCGAAUCCCUGAAUCAUGGAAGAGCAGGAAGAACCAACAGAAGAGAGUAGUUGGGCAAGUGAAGGAAGAGAAUCUGCUGUCGGACGCAUGGGCAUGGCGUAAAUACGGGCAGAAACCCAUCAAAGGAUCUCCAUACCCAAGGAGUUAUUACAGGUGCAGCAGCUCAAAGGGGUGUUUAGCAAGAAAACAAGUCGAAAGAAAUCCUCAGAACUCGGAAAAGUUCACCAUAACAUAUACGAAUGAGCACGAUCACGAGAUACCAACCCGAAGAAACUCAUUAGCCGGUACAACCCGAGCCAAAUCUUCCAAACCUAAACCGUCAAUAACCAAAAAAUCAGGAAAGCAAGUGGUUUCGUCUCCCACAAGUAACCCCGUGAUCACAUCCGGUGAUGAAUCGUCUGUCGUGGUUCAAGCCAUGGAGGUUGCAGAAAUGAGUACCUACCAAACAACCGGAGAAAUCGAGGGCACGAGUAACAAUUUACCAACGGAUUUGUCGUCGGAUACGGGACAUAAUCCGAGUGAUUUCGAUGAAAUAUUGAAUAGCCCAGAGUUUAUCAAUGGGUACUUAUGGGAUUACUAGAGAAUGUUAUAUAUUCAAACUUAGAGCAU